UCGGGACCAGGAGAGAUGACGCCGCUCCACGCCGCCCCGCCGCCGCUCUCCGCGUCGGCGGCGGUCUCGUCAUCCGCUCCACCUCUCCUCCUCGCCAAAUCUUACCAUCCCAAGGCCGCUGCUGCCUCUUGCUCGUUCGCCGUGACAGCCGCCACUCCGUCAAGAAAAGCUUUCCUCGCAUGCCCGGAUCACAGCCCGGCGGCCGGGCGGUCGCUGGCGCCGGCGCGCUCCGCCCCCGCCUCGUCCCCUGCGCUCGUCUCGGCGGUGCAGGACCUGUACGAGUUCAUGUGCAGCGGCCCGCUGGUUGACAGGAUCGGCUACACCCGGGAGAGGAUCGCCGAGUCCAUCGACCGGUGGCUCUGGUGCGGUUCGCAGGUCAGCCGGCUCUUCCGCCUCGACGAGCUCCGGCUGUCAGACGCCGAGAAGGCUAGGAUAUACCACUUCUACAUACCCGUCUUCCUCUGGUGCGAGGACCAGGUCGCCGACCACAGGUCUAAGUACAACGAGGGGGACGAGAUCCCGCCAUUAGUGAUCGGGGUCAGCGCUCCCCAAGGCAGUGGAAAGACAACUCUUGUUUUCGCACUUGAUUAUCUAUUUCGAGUUUCUGGUAGGAAUUCUGCCACGUUGUCUAUCGAUGACUUCUAUUUGACUGCAGCAGAACAGGGUAAAUUGAGGGAAACACAUCCCGGAAAUUCUCUUUUAGAGUUCCGUGGAAAUGCUGGAAGCCACGAUCUCCAGUUCUCAGUCGAGACACUUGAGUCACUGAUCAAACUAACAAAGGAAGGUAUGAAGAUGAAGGUUCCACGGUAUGACAAGUCUGCUUUCGGUGGAAGAGGUGACCGGGCUGAUCCUUCAACAUGGCCGGAGGUUGAAGGGCCCACAGAGGUUGUUCUCUUUGAAGGAUGGAUGCUGGGAUUUAAACCUCUUCCAAAUGAAGUUGUAACAGCAGUGGAUCCUCAGCUUGAGGUGGUUAAUAAGAACCUAGGUGCAUACUAUGACGCAUGGGACAGAUUCAUUGAAUCAUGGAUUGUCAUAAAAAUUAAGGAACCUAACUGUGUAUUUCAAUGGAGACUGCAGGCAGAGGUAGCUAUGAGAGCUGAUGGUAAAGCAGGGAUGUCUGACGAGGAGGUUAUGGAUUUUGUAUCACGCUACCUACCAGCAUACCAUGCGUAUUUGCCCACGCUAUAUAAAGAGGGACCAAAUGGCUCGAAGAAAGACCAUCUGCUGGUCAUUGAUAUAGACGAAGAGAGGACUCCUAUCUCUGGUAGCUGAGUCCUAAAUGUACAUACUGAAAUGGAUAUCUUGACUCAGUGGUUGAGCUUGGGAUUUCUGAUCUUUCUCAGACCAGAUAUGCCAAGCAAGCACCACCGACCUCUUUUUUCUUAUCGGUUAUAAAUUCUAAAUGUGUAAAUUCGAUGUAUACCAAAUUUUGCUAUAUAUUUAAAGAAAUUGGCCUCCCAUUUUUCUUCUUC
Lolium rigidum is the source of this 1472-nucleotide messenger RNA. RefSeq names its product D-glycerate 3-kinase, chloroplastic-like. The transcript has 12 exons. The record is from RefSeq and is a predicted model, not a curated record. The coding region runs from base 16 to 1272 and encodes 418 amino acids. Gene Ontology annotation, cellular component: cytoplasm. Gene Ontology annotation, molecular function: ATP binding; kinase activity. Lineage: Eukaryota; Viridiplantae; Streptophyta; Magnoliopsida; Poales; Poaceae. Gene Ontology annotation, biological process: photorespiration.